AUGAAUUCACUGAUCCAUAUCUCUUGUUUGGCAGUCUGCAGGAUCUUGUGGACUUGCUGGUUGAAUGUGCCUCUCAUACAUAAUUUUCUAAACUACAAUACAUUGACCUUUGGGGGAGUAAAAUAUCUGACCAAGGUAAUUGCUGGAUUAGCAGCUGAUGGAAGGCAAAUUGUUGGCAGGACCAAGUCUGAAGCUAACAACUAUGAAAGCCUACAUGGUAGUAUAUAUGUCAUUAACUCUCUCCGAAUCUCUCUCUCAGUAAAGCAGGUAGUACUGGAUUAG
Prunus armeniaca (apricot) is the source of this 282-nucleotide messenger RNA. NCBI's taxonomy places the organism in Eukaryota, Viridiplantae, Streptophyta, Magnoliopsida, Rosales, Rosaceae. The record is from the annotation of a GenBank genome assembly.